Messenger RNA from Protopolystoma xenopodis, 210 nucleotides. NCBI's taxonomy places the organism in Eukaryota, Metazoa, Platyhelminthes, Monogenea, Polystomatidea, Polystomatidae. The record is from the annotation of a GenBank genome assembly.
AUGCCUAUUGGUGUUCCCGGGCUCCAAGGUUUCCGUGGACUGGAAGGUCCAAAAGGUAUGAUGGGUGACCCUGGACCUAACGGCAUUGUACUCCAAGCGCGUAAAGGUGAAAAGGGAACUCCUGGUCCUGACGGCUACAAAGGAAUGAAAGGGCAAAAAGGACCUAAAGGUAAGAGAUUACACCUUGUUAUAAUAGUUCCGGAAAAUUAG